Messenger RNA from Daphnia magna, 2549 nucleotides. RefSeq names its product transcriptional repressor CTCF-like. Gene Ontology annotation, biological process: positive regulation of DNA-templated transcription; negative regulation of transcription by RNA polymerase II; epigenetic regulation of gene expression. The coding region runs from base 241 to 2331 and encodes 696 amino acids. NCBI's taxonomy places the organism in Eukaryota, Metazoa, Arthropoda, Branchiopoda, Diplostraca, Daphniidae. Gene Ontology annotation, molecular function: DNA-binding transcription factor activity; chromatin insulator sequence binding; RNA polymerase II cis-regulatory region sequence-specific DNA binding. The transcript has 9 exons. The record is from RefSeq and is a predicted model, not a curated record.
CUCGGUGUCGUGAUUGUUGCCAUUAAACGUGUCGUUGAUUAACAUUUUACCACGGAAAUGGCGACGUAUUUCGGCAAUAUGGCGUUGGUUCAGACUUAGCAUUUCCCGCCCAUUACUUGUUGUAAAGCUGCUUUUGCCAAGCCCCAACUUUCUACAGCUCGAUGACGUCCUUCGUCUGCCGUUUUGUCGUCUAAACUAGAUUGACUUCAUUGUCUUUUUUUUAUAUAGCUAGAUCUAUCCAUGGCGGCCUUGAAGCAAGAAGAAGAAUCUAUAAGUGAGAUACAAAAUUAUCUCGAUACUUUCAACAAGGAAAUUGAAGAUCCAAACCAGAUACCAGGUUCCCAACUAGCAAGCAAAGAAGCAGUUGUUCCAAAUGAUGUAGAAGCUAAUGAUACACCUGAAGAUGGUGGCACCUAUUUUGUGGACCAGAGUGGACAGUACUACUAUCAAAGCAAUGACAUUGAUGGAGGAGAUGGUACAGCUACUCUUGUUGCCCAAGAUGGAGGUACCAUGGUGUCUAUUCCUAACAAUGGAACUUCAGGAGAUGAAGGAGUUGUGCUUGCGCAAGGUGAAGGUGGCUACCAAACGGUUACCAUCCUCCCCCCAGAAUCAUCUUCAGGUGAGGUUAGCUAUGUUUUGAUUGUACAGCAACCGGAUGGAGGUGAGCAAGCUGUGAUUUCAUCUGAGGUUCUUGAUGGUACUGAAGGUGAAGUUAUACAAGAGGAUGAAGAAGGUGAAGAUGAUGAGAAUUUUGAUGGAGAUGAAGAUAAAGAUGAGGACCAAAAUCUAGCUGUAUAUGACUUCGACGAAGGUGAAGAAGGUGGUAGUGGCGAUGGUCAGGAUUCCGAGGAUGAAGAUAUCAAACCAAGAAUGACCAAAGGUGGUGCGAAGAAAGUUACACAGACCGUCUCACAAGCGCAUAUGUGUAAUUAUUGUAAUUACACCAGCCCUAAGCGAUAUCUGUUGUCUCGGCACAUGAAAUGUCAUUCCGAGGAGCGUCCGCACAAGUGCAGUGUAUGUGACCGAGGAUUCAAGACCUUGGCUUCACUUCAAAACCAUGUUAACACUCAUACGGGCACAAAGCCACAUCGAUGCAAACAUUGCCAUAGUUCGUUCACAACUUCGGGAGAGCUCGUUCGCCACGUACGCUACCGUCACACACACGAGAAACCACAUCGUUGCACCGAGUGCGACUACGCUUCCGUCGAGUUAAGCAAGCUCAAACGUCAUAUGAGGUGCCACACUGGUGAGCGGCCGUACCAGUGUCCCCACUGUACGUAUGCCAGCCCAGACACAUUCAAGUUGAAGCGACAUUUGCGCAUACAUACUGGUGAAAAACCUUACGAAUGCGAUAUUUGCCAUGCACGAUUCACGCAAUCCAACAGUCUCAAGGCUCAUAAACUCAUCCACACAGGGAAUAAACCGAUUUUCCAGUGUGAACUGUGUCCAACCACUUGUGGCCGAAAGACUGAUCUGCGAAUUCACGUUCAAAAAUUGCACACGUCAGAGAAGCCCUUAAAAUGCAAAAGAUGUGGCAAAUCUUUCCCCGAUCGCUAUACUUUCAAGUUGCACAGCAAAACUCACGAAGGGGAAAAAUGCUUUAAGUGCGACCUUUGUGCUUACGCAUCGAUCUCGCAACGCCACUUGGAAUCACACAUGCUGAUUCACACCGACCAGAAACCUUAUCAGUGCGAUCAGUGCGAUCAGUGCUUCCGGCAAAAGCAGUUAUUACGCCGUCACCAAAACUUGUACCACAAUCCCGAUUACGUGCCUCCUCCGCCUGGAGAGAAACGGCACGAAUGUCCGGAAUGUGGAAAACCCUUCCGCCAUAAAGGCAAUCUUAUUCGUCAUUUGGCUCUUCAUGAUCCAGAUGCCGCUCAGCAAGAGUUGCGAGCCUUCCGUGCUGCUCGCAAACAGCGUAUUAAGGAUGGCCAGAGUUUAGAAGGGCUUACGGAAGGGGAAGAGACAGAUAUGGAGGAUGAAGACAUAAGCCUUGGUCUCAACUCCAAUGAAGAAUUGGUCUCUGUUCAAGGUCAAGAUGGGCAGCAAUACGUUGUCCUUGAAGUUAUCCAGUUAGAGGGUGAAGGCGGAGACGAAGACGAAGCCACCAUGAUGGAAGUAGAGGGGGCUACAGAAAUGGACGGUUCCUUGAUAGAAGGAGAAGGCAAUACCAUGACCUCUUUGGAUGAUGAAAUAGAGGAUUCCAUGCAAGCCACUCCUCGGGUACGUCGUAGUUCUCAGGUUGCUAAAGCUCAGGAUACCAGUAAGGACGUGGCGAACUGUUUCGGAUUCGAUGAUGACGAUGAAGAAGACGAGGACGAUGACAAGUGAAAUUUAUGUUGCCUCUCUGCACGUCAAUAGUGUUUAACAAGUGUGAACUGUAUUCUGAACGGGAACUCUUACGGUUGGAAAAUUUGUGGACAAAAAUAGAACUGCGAGUACAUUUUUGCCGAUAAGUAUCUCUUUUCGAUGCGUCUUUAAAAAGUUGAUUAUCUUCUUUUCUGUCCACUGUAAUUGGCUUGAUGCAAACAAUACACAUUAUAACUGGA